Molecule: messenger RNA, 7731 nt
Organism: Drosophila teissieri
Lineage: Eukaryota; Metazoa; Arthropoda; Insecta; Diptera; Drosophilidae
Gene: mbl
Product: protein muscleblind
Exons: 8
Coding region: 1097-4189 (1030 amino acids)
Molecular function (GO): metal ion binding
Source: RefSeq, a predicted model, not a curated record
CAAGAAGCGCACUUUGAUUGCAAGUGCCGCCCGCUUGUGCCGCCGCUUCUGCGAUAUAGAUUCCGAUUUUGCCUUCAGUCUCCAGCCGACUUCCUCCACGUGCGGUUCUCAGUCGUCAGUCGCCAGUCGCCAAUUGCCAGUCGCAAAUCGCCAGUCGCAUAUCGCCAGAGUUCGUAGAAUUAGAAUUCGUUGUCGCGCUUGCAGUUCGCAGUUUGCAGUUCGCAGUUUGCUGUUCCGCUCAGCUUCUCUCAGCCGGCAGUUAUCCUUUCGUCAGCAACUCCAGAAAACAGGUCCUUUCGCCUUUCAGUUGCGCGCGCGAUUUUCUAGCCCGCGAUCUUUCGACCGAUCGAAACUGAAAUCUGUGAACGAAAAAUAAAACGGUUGAAAAGGGAGAAAACCUUUAAGUUUUGGUGGACUUUUAAGUGACGAAAGCAAAUAGAACCAAGCAAGAGUGUGUGACAAGCGCAGAAAAGCUAAAACUUUAUGCAGUUAAACAACAGCUUAACACUUAGACUCUAAAAAAGCUUCCUUUUACGUUCCGCCGACUCCUCGUCCUUCCCUUCAAUUGCCCAGAUAAUGUAAACUCAGCUUACACACAAAAAAGCAGUAAAAUAUAUAUAAAAUACAAAAAUUAACAGCUGCGUUUAUCUAUAGAUAGAUAUAUGUAUCUACACACACUCACAUCUAUAUAUUUGAAUAAGCGUCGUUCGAUUUGAAUCAAAAUUAUAGCCCAAGCUAUCAGCUACCCCCACAAGCUUUGUACUCCACAAAAACGCUAACGAACAAAAUCGAUAAAGACCAGAAAGCAACUGAAAUACCAUCAUACCAUCUGCCAUAGAUCUAUGCUAUAUACAUAUAUAGGUGCUGAUCUGUGCUCUUGAAUUUAGUGUUUUCUGUGUGUGCGUGUCGCGAGCGGAGCACUAAAAACCACCAAUAAAAACGUAUAGUAAAUCAAUAAAAAGCAAGAAAAAAUAAGAACUCUCUCUAGUCGCUAGGCUAUAACUAUACAAACUACUAUCCAGCUAUCCCAGAUCCAGAUCCAGAUCCAGAUCCGUAAACAGCAUAUAGUUAUAUAUCUAUAACCCCGAAAAACACGAUGGCCAACGUUGUCAAUAUGAACAGCCUGCUCAACGGCAAGGACUCGCGCUGGCUGCAAUUGGAGGUCUGUCGCGAGUUCCAGCGCAACAAAUGCUCGCGCCAGGACACCGAGUGCAAGUUCGCCCAUCCCCCGGCCAACGUGGAGGUCCAGAACGGCAAGGUCACCGCCUGCUACGACAGCAUCAAGGGCCGCUGUAAUCGUGAUAAACCGCCGUGCAAAUACUUUCAUCCACCACAGCAUCUGAAGGAUCAGUUAUUGAUAAAUGGACGCAAUCAUUUGGCCCUCAAGAAUGCACUGAUGCAACAGAUGGGCAUCGCGCCCGGUCAGCCGGUCAUAUCGGGCCAAGUGCCAGCCGUGGCCACAAACCCCUAUCUGACCGGCAUUCCGGCCAACUCGUACAGUCCGUACUACACAACGGGACACCUGGUGCCCACCUUGCUGGGUCCGGAUCCCGUGACCUCCCAGCUGGGACCCGUGGUGCCACAAACAGUGCAGGUGGCCCAGCAGAAAAUACCACGUUCCGACAGAUUAGAGGUGUGCCGCGAAUUCCUGCGCGGCGCCUGCAAACGGGCGGAAUCCGAGUGCCGGUUCGCCCAUCCGCAGGAGAGCGUCGCCAGGCACGACGACGGCUCGAUAACGGUUUGCAUGGACGCCGUGAAGGGCAGGUGCGCACGCGACCCCUGCCGCUACUUCCAUCCCCCCCUGCACCUACAGGCACAAUUAAAAGCGGCCCAAACACGCGCCACCGCUGUCGCUGCUGCAGCUGCGACCUCACCUCUUGCGGCACACCAUCACCAGCAACAACAACAAUUGCAACACCAGCUGAACAACAUCAACAACAACAACAACCACAGCACCGCUGGCGCAGCAGCCACCUCGACAACAGCAACAACAACCACAAACAACGCCGCUGCCGCCGCCGCCGCUGCUGCCGCCGCCGCUGCCGCCGCUGUCAUGGGCCAUCACACACUGGAAGUGGGCAAGAAGCGGGCGGCGGACACGACCGACAUGUUUCCACUGCAAUUCUCUGGCAUGGUACCGUUCAAACGUCCAGCUGCCGAAAAGUCUGGCAUUCCAGUUUAUCAGCCCGGUGCGACCGCCUAUCAGCAGCUAAUGCAGCCCUACGUGCCAGUCUCAUGUGAGUAUCCCCAACAACAACAACAACAACUACAACAACCACCACAACAACAACAUCAACAACAACAACAACAAAAUGUACUACUACAACAACAACAACUACAAUUAAGUAGCGUCAUAACAACAACAACAAGUACAACAGCAACAGCCAGUAACAAUAUGAUUAAUAAUAUUAAUAAUAAAAGUAUCAUAAACGCUGUAAUUGCUACUACCAAUAUACCAUCAUCAGCAAUAGCAACAACAACAGCAUCAUCAUCAUCACUAUCAGCGUUGGCCAUGCCAACAACAACAACAUCAACAACAACAGCCCUUACUAAUCCUAACGAUAGUGAUAACGAUUCCGAUCGCAAUCAAGACCAUGACCAAAGUCACGAUAGUGCUGCUGCUGAUGGUGACGCUGAUAAUGCCGAUCGCAACGAUGCCAUUGAUCAAGCCAGCAAUCAAGACAAUAGUGACCAAGUGAAUCUGAAUCUGAAUCAGAAUCAGAAUCAGCUUUCGAACGAAAAUUCAAGUCCCGCUAAAGAUUGUAAUACAACACAAACAAUCUCACCAAACCCCCAAGACACAGCAGCCACAGCUGCCACUGCAACAGAAACAGACACACUAGAUACAGAAUCUGCAGCAGCACUAGCAGCAGCAUCUGCCACGCCCCCCAGCGGCGACACACCGCCCCCUUGCCCCCGUUCGCCGCAAGGCGAUAGUCUUCUGCCCCUGCCCAAUGGCCAGGGCGAUAAUAACAAUUACUUGUCCUAUAUCAAUAACAAUCUGAACAAUGGCCAGCUCAAGUCGGCUAAUACCGAAGAGUUGAACGGCGGCGACUUAGAAGGUAGCAGCAAUAACGCAGCAGCGGCAGCAGCAGCAUCCGCAUCACGCAACUAUGCCAAGCAAAAUGGCGAGGGUUAUUCGAGGUAUACGGUUAAUGGUCAUAGCACUGGCAUCCUGCCAACGCCAACCACUUCUGCUCCGGCAGUUUCCUAUCAGGUCCAGGCCCAAGCCCAAGCCCAAGCUCAGGCACAGGCACAGGUUCAGGUUCAGGCCCAGGCUCAGGCCCAAGCUCUGGCUCAGCAGCGCAUCAACUACGCCAUUUCCGCCUACAACUAUGGCAACCUGUACUCCCACUACGGAGCAGCCACCUCCGCCAUGGUCAGUCUGCCCAGCAGCACUCCCACCUACGCCCAGGCUCAAAUGCAGCAGCAGCAACAGCAGCAGCAGCAGCAACAGGCCCAGGUCCAGGCCCAAGCUCAGGCCCAGGCUCAAGCCCAGGCAGCCUAUGCCCAGCAGGCGUACGCCGCCUAUGCUGCAGCAGCCGGUUUGGCGCCGCAGGCCAGCGCUGCCGGUGGCUACUACACCGAUCCGGCUGCUCUGGCCAAGGAGGUGGCCCAGAAGAACUACGCCAUGAAGGUGGCCAGUGCGGGCUCCAAGCCAGGUGUCUCCUCGGCCGCCGCCGCCUACACCGGCUUGACCCUCAACAAGAGCUAUGUGGCCGCAGCAGCUGGCGCCCAGCCCGUUCAGGCCGCCCAGCCUCAAGCCGUUUCCAUGGCCACAUUGAUGCAGAUGCAGGCGCAGGCACAAGCACAGGCUCAAGCUCAGGCUCAAGCUCAGGCUCAAGCCCAGGCUCAGGCCCAAAUGCGUCAGUUGGGCUCCCUGCCCAGUUCGGGACUAACGACUCCGGUGCCCGGCACCCCAGUGCGUGCAGCUCCAGCUGGAGCAGUUGGUGCUAGUCAGUAUCAGUCGGCUGCCUUGUUGCGAGCACCCUCACCCAUGCCAUAUGCGCAGGCACAGAGCUACUUCUAUCCCGGCAUGAUGCCCACCGCAGCCUAUGCCAUGCCACAAACUCAGGCUGCUGCUGCGCAGCAAUAUGCAGCUGCUGCAGCAGCGGCAGCAGCCGCUCAGGCGGGAACGCCAGGCAGUGCCAUGGUGCUGAAUCCCUACAAAAAGAUGAAGACCUCCUAAGAAGCAGGGCGAUAGCAAACUGAAAGUCCAAACACAACUGUACUUAAUGCACCAAGCCAUCGAACAGAUGGAAAAGUCACACCACAUUAGAUAUAUAGAUAUAGACACAUCGAAGACGUAAGAAUAUGUGCCUCAGUUUUCUUUGAAAGGACAUGCAGAGAGAAGCGUUUAGAUCUUAGUUGUACCAUAGGCCUCAUAGCGUUAGACAAACGAACCAUGACACGAUAACUAAAAUCAGACAGAAAGCGAGACAGAUCGAAGAUCGAAGCUUAUACUAACACGAAUGCCCAAAACUUGCUGACAAGAAAUCGAUAAUUUGCCAUUAAGUUAUUUGACAAACGAAACAUAACCUCACUGUGACUCAAAAGUGUUGCCAUUCUCGCAAAUGAAUCGAAAAACCGUGCUUUCAAAGCACAAGCGAACGGAAGAGAAACAGAUGUUAGAUGAUAGUAAUACUUAAGUUCCUUUUCGGAUAGCACUUAGUCAACUCUAGUUUAUAGGAAGCGGUCACACAAAACGAUUAGAUGAAAACUUACAACGGGGGCGGGUCAGAGAGAGAAACGAAGAACUGUGAUAGCGUAAAAGCUUUGAGGGAUCAAAAACAUAAAGCCAGGAAGGAGUUCAAACAAAAGGAUAAACCUCUAAUGCUGCUGCCGAUGCUGGGUACAGUUGUGUAUGCUUGUUGCUAGCUGCAGGUGCUUGAUGCCAUAUCGCCGUCCCUGUCUCCCACAUGCGGUAGUUCGAAUAGCUGUCUUUCUCUCGCCCCCGCCCAUCAUUCAUUUUUCGCGCUCUCUCUAUCUAACUCCCUAUCGCUGUUUCCUAAUGUUUCCUAACUAGCUAGAUAGCUAGCGUGAAUGCUGUUGUAAUUGUUUAAAAUUGUUGAGCAACGAUUAUCGCGUAACGAAUAUUGUCUAGUUUAUAUAGAAUACUUAUACGAUAUACAAAUACAUAUAAACCUAGCUGUGCGUGCUGUAUGCUGCUACCCAUAUUCGAUACAAUAUAUACACCCACACACUAUGUACUCUAACACACGCUCAUCCCCCACUAGUACACAAAAGAAAAAAAAAAAAACAAAAGGCAUUGAAAUGACCAGGAUCAAUCUGUAAAUCGUAUGUCUAGCUUACUAAUCAGAUAUUACAGUACAGUCACCACUCACGAUCACGUCUCUCUAUCUGUUUCACUCACACACCAAACACCCAUACACUCUUUCAGACUUCUAAGCCAGCAAAAUUAAUUUAUGUUAAUGUUAUGUUAUCGAGAUUUAAAUUUGAUGUGUUGACCAGAACUAUGUAAACCCUUUUGAUUUUCAACGACUAUAUCCAUAUCCUGAAUCCAUUCUUCAUCUGUCUUUUAACAACUAUCACCCAUUCUAUCGAUGUAUUAUAAAUGUUUUCCUUUUUGUAAUGAAAUUGUUAAGAAAAGAAUAAAAUCAUUGACAAACAGAACUAAGUUUUUAAUGUUAGAUCUCGUGUGAUUAUCAGUUUAUCGCUUUACGUUCAUUUCUAUAUAAUUUGUAUGUUGAUAUUUAUGUAUUUUUUGUACUUAUAAACCAGUUUUUAGUGUAGUUUUUAUAUAAUUUUUAACGUGUGUUCCCGAUUGCGAAAUAUUUGAGAAGAACCUCCAAAAGCAACAACAUAAAUUUGCCACUGACUUGCGCACCUUAAGUUUUAGACCCCUCCCCGCCUACACCCCCCGCACCCGCUAAAACUCCUCAUCCGAGAUCAUCCUACACACAUUACUAUUGGAUAUAUACGAUAAUCUCUGUAAAAUUGUUUUAAAUUAAAGUACUUCUAAUGUCUUAAAACGAUUUGAUGUUUGCCACUAAUUUUUAUCCUAAUUCUAAUUCUAAUCCUAAUUCUAGUUUAGUUUCGAUAGUUUUUAUUAAUGUUUUAUUUAAAAUACAGUGUGUUUUUCUAAAUAUAUAGUUUACGAAAAAACAAAAAAAAAAAAACAAAUAUAUAAAUAUCUUAUUGAGUGUUGGUAUUUUACUUUAUUUUAUUUACUUAUUCGGUAUUCACUUGAUAUAUGUUUUCCGUUGUGCCGCUUUCACAUCUCACCUCUGACUUAAACGUACUCCUUUGAUAUAUAGACAUAUCAGAUAUAUCAAAUACCGAUCCAUAAACACACAAGCUUUGCCGAGCGCUUUUGGGCAGAGCAGCACUCUAUCCCUACAAAUCUCUUAAAACCUUAUAUCUCUAAAACUUUACCCCCCUAGCUUCACAAUUUUUUUAUUUAAGAUUAAAACUAAGAUUAUUUCUUUCAUUCGCGCAUUCCACGCAAUCUUCCUCACACAGAGACACCCACAUUUAGGACUGCCUGACUCCUUAACCUUGGUCUGCUUCCCCUCUUAUUGCUUUUACUCCAAUAAAAAAACGAACUUUCUCCCUCCGUAAAUCCAUUUAACCUAUAUAUGUUUUAGCUCUUAGAAUAAUGGCAAGCAAAAUGAGUACGCUAACGGUAGAGAACUAGUUGUAAAAUCUGAAUAUACCAUUUAUCUAAAUAUACCUAUCUGCCUAUGGCCAGCAAAUGCUUGGCUUACUCUAUAUACUCGAUAAGAAAUAAGCUUACUAAACAUGGCAGCAGAAUACAAUAUCGAUUCGACGUAUACCUAUAUAUACAUAUAUAAUACUAAUAAGUAUAGCAAGCUACACCAGAUUAAAGUAUACCUAUAUUCAUCAUAUAUCUCAAUGUCUUGCCUACAAGUAUGGAAACAUUAUCUUUAUGUGUCGUAUGGUUAAUUUUUUCGUUAACAACGUAGAACUGUUGCCGUUGGCCCAUAUUUUUCAGCAAGAGAAAACUUAGCGAAAAUGUUCAGAAAACGCUCUCAAACUAGCUAAGAACUAAAGCAAAAACAAAAAAAUAUCUAAAAGUAAACCAAAACACCACUCACCACUGCAUGGCGCCAAAAUAUAACUAACUUGCAUUUAAGACCUAAGAGCUCAUAUUUUAUUCCGCUUUUUCAACCUUUGCAAUGCACCAAAAACACAGCAACAGACAAAAAAAACAGUAUGUUAACAUUACGGAGCAACAAUAUAGCAAUGAAUUGUCAGUUGACACUAGGAUAACAAUGAGUUAGGCUGAUUUUGAGUAUACAAAGGAAUAAAUGAAAUAUAACCACAUAGAAAACCACAGUCCAUUCCAAUAUAGUUAAUUGGGUUUUCAGGCCUUGUUCAAUAAAUAGAAGUACAGUACCGUCCAAUAGAAACGAUAGUUUAGUGAAAUCCACAUAGUUGCCUCCUUUUAAUUUGUAGCCUAACCACCAGAAGAAAUCUCACACUCAUUACACUGAGAGAAACCAAUUUAAAUUAGGUUUUCAUUUCGUGCUUACUACCAUCGACGAUAAGUAAGCGAAAAAGUAUGGCAAAUCGAUUGCAUGUCAAAUAAGAGAGUUGGUAACGGAGUGCAAGAAUGUCGAAGCUAAAAAUUAUUCAUAACAUUUAAAUAUAUAUAUAUGUCGAAAUAUAUAUCUAUACACACAUCUAUACACAAGCAAAGACACUACUGAAUAUGUUAUAUCUGUGCUAACAUUAGUCGUAUUAUUA